CAUCACAUCACCAUGCUCCGUCUUCGGCGAAGCCUGCGCUUGAGCCGCACGCUGCGAGCAUAUUCGACAGCUCCCAGCGCGCCACUCAAGGUGGCUGUUAUUGGAGCUGGCCCGUCUGGGUUCUACGCAGCGAGCCGCAUUCUCCAGCUCCUCCCGGCAUCGAGUGACCCGGGCUCGCGCGUCCAGGUGGACAUGUACGAGCGCCUGCCGACGCCGUAUGGGCUAGUGCGCUAUGGGGUGGCUCCUGACCAUCCCGAGGUGAAGAACUGCCAGCACAAGUUUGACGAGCUGGCCUCGGAUGCGCGCUUCAACUUCUUCGGCAACGUGUCGGUCGGCACGCCGCCUCCGAGCGAGUCGCGCGACCGCCUCUCGUCGUACAGCUACCCGCACGCGCUGCAUCUGCCGCUCUCGGACGUGGCAGCGCACUACAACGCCCUGAUCUUCAGCUACGGCGCCUCGCUCUCGAACCCCCUGGCCUCCGUAUCCGGCUCCAGCUCCUCCGACACCCCCUUGGCGAACGUGUACCCCGCACUCGCCUUUGUGGGGUGGUACAACGGCCAUCCCGCGUUCGCGGACUUGAACCCCGACCUCUCGGCGAUCCGUGACGUCGACGUGGUGGGGCAAGGCAACGUCGCGCUCGACGUCGCCCGCAUCCUCCUCUCCCCGCUCUCUGCCCUCGAGAAGUCUGACUUGCCGCAGAACGUCCUUGACACACUGGCCAAAAGCACGGUGGAGCGUGUGCGCGCCGUCGGCCGCCGCGGUCCGGCACAGGUCGCAUUCACGACGAAAGAGCUGCGCGAGAUGGUCAAGCUCGGCGUGAACUUCCCUGGCGUGGACGCGGGCCUUAUGGCACAAGCGAAGGCGAUGGCGCAGGGCGACCGCGCACGCACGCGCAUGCUCGGGCUGAUGGAGAAGCCGGUCGUGGGCGGGAGCAAGACGUUCGAGCUCGCGUUCUUGCGCUCGCCCACCGCGUUCCUUCCCGACGCGGCGGGGCGGGUCGCCGGCGUCGAGUGGGCGAUCAACGAGCUCGUCGAAGGCGAACGGGGAGUGGUCGCGCGCGCGACGGACGCGCGCGAAAUGAGCGUCGCGCAGAUGGUCGUCGAGAGCGUAGGGUACCGCUCCGAGCCGAUUGAUGGGGCAAGUACGAUCGCGCCGUUCGACACGGCGCGCGGGCGGCUGCGCAACGACGCCGGCCGCGUGCUCGACGACACGGGGCACGUGAACGGCGCGUAUGCCGCCGGGUGGGUUGCGCGCGGCCCCGUCGGCGUCAUCGCGACCACGAUGCAGGACGCGUAUCUCCUCGUCGACAGGCUUCUUGAGGACUAUGGGGAGGGGUGGGCUGACCGGCCUGCGGACUCUCCGAUCCCCGUCACGCCGCAGGCGGGCGUGCCGGACGCGAUUGAGCGCGGGCUCAAGGACGGCACGGUGGUGGAUAUCCCCCGCUGGCUGAAGAUCGAUGCGGCGGAGAGGGAGCGGGGCAAGAAGACGGGGCGGGAGGAACGGGAAAAGUUCCGUACCGUGGCGGAGAUGCUUGAGGUGUUGGGAUAGAUGCAACCGAGGUCUGAUAGGGCGGCACCGCCGCAGCGUCGUCUGCGAGUAUGGCGCGAUGGCAUCUUGAUUUCAGGCGUCGAGGAUGUUAAGGGGCACACAGACU
Cutaneotrichosporon oleaginosum is the source of this 1654-nucleotide messenger RNA. RefSeq lists its product as uncharacterized. NCBI's taxonomy places the organism in Eukaryota, Fungi, Basidiomycota, Tremellomycetes, Trichosporonales, Trichosporonaceae. Gene Ontology annotation, cellular component: mitochondrion. The record is from RefSeq and is a predicted model, not a curated record. Gene Ontology annotation, biological process: ubiquinone biosynthetic process.